This is a messenger RNA of Camellia sinensis, 814 nucleotides long. NCBI's taxonomy places the organism in Eukaryota, Viridiplantae, Streptophyta, Magnoliopsida, Ericales, Theaceae. The record is from RefSeq and is a predicted model, not a curated record.
AAAUUCUUCUAUAUAUAAUUUGCUUUCAUACCCUUUUGUUUCUCGCACAAACUAAUCCUUCAAUGGCAAUUGCUAGCUUUGCCAAGUCAGCCAAAUGGCUAUCAAAAAAGACUCUCAAGCUAAUCACCACCCUCCUUCUCCCUACACCAAAAACCACCACAAAAGACGAAUUUCGACAAGUUUUUCAUUACUUUGACAGCGACGGCAAUGGAAAAAUUUCUAGUGAGGAGCUCAUAGCUUACUUUGAGUAUAUAGGCGAGUCCAUGUCGCACGAUGAGGCUCAAAGAGUGAUAACCGAGUUUGAUAAAGAUGGCGAUAAUUUACUAGAAUUUGGAGAGUUUGUUCAUUUGAUGCAAAGAGACAGCGAGGGUGACGAUGAUCUUAAGAGGGCUUUUGAGAUGUUCGAGGUUGAGAAAGGUAGUGGGUGCAUCAAACCAGAAGGGUUGCAGCAAGUUCUUAAUCGUCUAGGUGAAGCGAAAUCGAAAGAAGAGUGUAAGGCUAUGAUAAGAGUGUUUGAUCUUGAUGGCAAUGGAAUGCUUGAUUUCUAUGAAUUUCACAAGAUGAUGACCCCAGUCACUUGAAUCCCUCACAUGCAUAUGUUUGUACUAUACCUAUAGGACAUGUUUGGUUGACAUGAUUAGAGUGUGAGAUUUGAAUUAUUAAUCCGUAGACUAAAUAAUUUUGUAUUUGUUUUGAAAUUUUGUUUCAAGAUUGUUAAUUUAGUGGAUAAUUAAUCUAACAAAUUUGUAAGAUUAUUAAUAAUGGGAUAGGGUUGGAAUUAUAUAACUUGAGCUUGGAAAUAAAAUAAAAAGAC